This is a messenger RNA of Chaetomium fimeti, 485 nucleotides long. RefSeq lists its product as uncharacterized. Gene Ontology annotation, cellular component: spindle pole body; cytoplasm; nucleus. The record is from RefSeq and is a predicted model, not a curated record. Gene Ontology annotation, biological process: regulation of cyclin-dependent protein serine/threonine kinase activity; mitotic cell cycle phase transition. The transcript has 2 exons. Bases 120 to 365 code for a protein of 81 amino acids. NCBI's taxonomy places the organism in Eukaryota, Fungi, Ascomycota, Sordariomycetes, Sordariales, Chaetomiaceae. Gene Ontology annotation, molecular function: cyclin-dependent protein serine/threonine kinase regulator activity.
ACGAGCGGCCCCACGACUCUGCUCGCGCCGUAUGUCACAGCUGGCGUCGAAAAGGAGCUGAAGAUGGCGAAGGCGUACGUCACAGCCCAUCAGAUAGAGGAGGAAAGUAAGGAAGAAGAAUGGGAUGUCUCGGAAAGCUCCAGCUGGUCGGCGCCACCGCUCUUUUUGUGGCGGCUAAGUACGAAGAUAUCGACUGUCCGUCCGUUCAGGACAUCGUCUAUACGGUGAAUUCGGGCUAUAGCGUACAUGAGAUUCUCCAGGCUGCGCGUUUCAUGCUUAGCAUGUUGCACUUCGAGCUAGGGUGGCCCAGUCCUAUGAGCUUCCUCUACCGUAUUGGCAAGCUAUCCUGGAUGAGCGUUUUGUGAGCAGCCCUUCCAGCUUCCUAGCGGCUAGAGCGCACUUGUGCAACGGUACUCUAUCCGGGAUCCCGGCUGCUUUUUAUCGCACAUAUCCGCCUUGGGCCUGCCGUCCGUUAUCGCCCUCGC